Messenger RNA from Anguilla rostrata (American eel), 3676 nucleotides. RefSeq names its product ly6/PLAUR domain-containing protein 1-like. Gene Ontology annotation, molecular function: acetylcholine receptor inhibitor activity. Bases 161 to 580 code for a protein of 139 amino acids. Gene Ontology annotation, biological process: acetylcholine receptor signaling pathway. The transcript has 3 exons. Lineage: Eukaryota; Metazoa; Chordata; Actinopteri; Anguilliformes; Anguillidae. The record is from RefSeq and is a predicted model, not a curated record.
GCCUGUCACUUCACAGUGAGAAUUCCGAAAUCACAGCCUGCGCGACACAGCACACGGCAUGUACGCUCACAAACCGAUGUCACGGAUCCUGUUAAGAGCUUUGCGUUCCUAGUAAGUCUACGGGUCUGAUGUUUUCUCUACAAUCGACAUCUGGGCGAGAAUGCGGUUUCUUAUUUACACAACUUUCUUUGGAUUUUUCCUCAGAACAGGGCUGGCACUGCAGAUCCAGUGCUAUCAGUGCGAGGAGGUUAAGCACAAUGACUGCUCCACCCCAGAGUUCAUCGUCAACUGCACCGUCAACGUACAGGACAUGUGCCAAAAGGAGGUGCUCGUGAAGGAGGAUGGUGUGCAUUACCGGAAGUCCUGCGCCUCCUCGGGCGCGUGCCUCAUUGCCUCGUCGGGCUAUCAGCAGUUCUGCACGGGCAAGCUGCACUCCGUCUGCAUCAGCUGCUGCAACACGCCCCUCUGCAACGGACCCCGCCUAAAAAAGCGCCCUGUCCCAUCUGCCACGCCCCCUGCCAUGCCCCGCACCCCCCUCAGCCUCCUACUCCUUUUUCUACCGCCCCUCCUGCUGACGUAGGGCCUACCCCAUCCCGGACCCAAUCAAUGGGGAGGUGUUUUCUGACAGAACUCUUCAUUUACAGCGCUGAAGAUACGUGUUGAUUUUUAUUAUUAAUUCGUAGUUUUUUUGUUUCCUUAAAUUUGUUGGCUUUACAGAUACUAGGAUGGAGUCCCAGCCAUGUCAACAGUUAGUGUUCCACAAGUACCUUUAGCCUUUGUGUACGGUGACCGCUCCGCUAGCUUAUAGAUGUUCAGUGGUCCUGGUGUUUAGUAUACAGCUGGAGAGGAAAAGGUAGCCCGCCCUUGAGCCCUUGAACGAUCUCCUGGGACAGAUCGACAGGAACAGAACACUGAAAACGACCGCAAUGACUUCUGGCUGUUGUGUUUUUCUGAUGGUUUCACAGAAGCCCUUUCACAGUCACUGAUGGUGGUGAACAGUGACAACGAGGAGAAAAAGAGAAAAGUGGAGAUUUAACAGCAGACAGGCACGGUGGAGACACAGCAGAGUAAUAAAACCGAUAGAGACUGCUGCUCUCACUGAACACACCUUUUUAAUAUUGUUGUCGCAUUGAUAUUUUUUGAAAAUAUGAUAAAACCAAGCAGAUAACAAUUGAAGUACAAAUCAUUUAUUACAAAUAGUAUUAUAAAGAAUAAUAUAAACAAGGGGUUCAGUGCAAUGCAAUUUGUAAAAUAAAUCUAUUUAGUGAAAGUCAUUGCUAACAGAAUGCAUGCCAUUUUUCAUAAGCCACUUCAAGAGCCUUAUAAUCAUGUCUGACAGUGUGACAAGCGCUGUGAUAAACGCUGCAAGAUGGAGGGGCCCUGAUAGCGUUUAAUCAUUUUACGCACAAUCCUAUAGAGAACAAAAGCGACAGGUUUGAGGCUGUCUCUAGGAAACCGGAGCAUCAUACAGCUGCUUUUCAUUCCCUUGCAUUUGGAUCCGUCCUUCUUUGUCUUUUAAAUGUAAAGAAUAUAGAAAUUAGGCUCCCAACAAGGGGCUGACCAUUGGCAAUUCCCACCCAAAUUUGGAAUGGCCAAUCAUCUACAACCGCAGCCACAUUUAUGCUGCUAACCCCGCUGCUGAUUUAGUGUAGAUACCCCAACGUCCACCUCUGAAACUUGUGGUGUCGCCAGAUGUUUUUUUUCACAGCGCAUAUUACAGCUAAGCUUGCUGAAAGCGCAGUCAGAGGAAGGCCUUUCAUAUAUGGCUUCAUACACGUCGAUUGACGUUCACUAGAUGGCAAUGAAUGCAGAUUCCAAUCGAAUUAACCCUCUCAUACCCUGGGCGACGCAAUCUCCAAUUGCCCCUUGCAUUAUGGAGCUGCCAGCCACUGUCACGGCCACAGCAUUGUCACAGUCGCUCCCUUUUCAAAUUGCUGUCAAUAUUAUUUAAACGUUGAUGUCGUUAAAAUUGCUACAUUUACCUCAGGAGAUCAGACAAGAUCUCUUACAUUACCAGAUACUGCACUGGCUUAAACAGCUUGAAAGCAUUUUUAUUGUCAUGAUUAUUAACAUGAAAUUAUUUAUAAAUUAUUAUAUUUUUCUAUAUUAUUUACAGUGUUCAUCCUGCACUUUGUUUCCUUCAUGGACAGUAUCCAGGGGAAGACAUGCUAUAGAGUGGUAUGGUUCAACAGAGCACUUUCUAUCGCUCCAGGACACACAGAGUAGCCUGUUAAACUCACGGGCUAUUCCCACCCAUAUAUCAUGGCUCUGUUGUUUGCAAUGGCAGCUUUUUGUGGCUGGAUUGAAUAAACCCUCACGCUCCAGAGCACAGUAAUGCCCUCAUCUGUCCAGAGCUCAUUUCCAGUGUAGCCCUCACCACCUUGUAUUUUUUCAUUUUUUCCUGUCUGUGGCCCUUAGCUGCUUUUGUGCAGUGGCUCGACAGGAAACACUUGACUGCUUUAAAAAGAAUCUGGGUUUUGUUGCUGUUGCUGUCACCACAUUCAUGAAUGAUUAUUCCUCCCAUUGGUUGGUGGUAACCACUUAAUGGCCUAACACUGAAAAUUUCAGAGUGACAUGCAGCUCAUAAAGCAGGGAUUCUCGUUAUUUGGGCCUGUAACACUGCACCGGACAAAUUUAAACAAGAAACGUGACUAACUAAAAAAUAAAAUAAUUGUUACAUAUGAUAUAAUUCACUUUGGUGUUAAAAGCCAGUCCAGCACUGUUCUUCGAGGACCGCAUCCAUUCCAGGCAGCCAUGCAUUGGCAAAAUCUAAAUGAUUGAUACAUUCCUUUAUGUAUAACAUAACAAGCAAAUAAACACAAAUAAUGCAUAGAAUUGCUGGAGGAAAUGUUUGCUGCAACCAGCUGACAUAUACUGUGUCCACAUAUUUUCAACCUUGGAGACAAUGCAUUUCAUUUGUGACUCCUUGGAGAAACGGCACAUCUCCUUGGAUACUCCUUGGAGAAACCAAUGUUUCCUCGGUAGCUCCAUAGUGAGACUGCACAUCACCUUGGAUGCUCCUCGGGGAAACAAUGCAUCACCUUGGCAUUUCCUCUGGGAAACAGCUCCUUGGAGAGACCUACUCUGUACAUCUUCAGCAGGACUCAGAUUUCACCUAGUGAUGUCUGCACCGUGCUUUGCUCAGAAGACUCUGAGGGUGUCACCAAAUCCUUGUGGUGAGGUGCAGUGUGGCCUUCCAUCUGGGAAGUGGCACAAGUCUUGGGGUCAUCCUUGGCCACGGUGGGCUGGCUGCGCCGAAGGGACCUAAGCAGCAGGGGGCGCACCAAACGGGCAGAGGUGCCGUCCGGAGUGUUCAGGGUCCUCUUGUUGAUGUGCUCGAUGGUCAGCCGGCAGCGCAGCACCUGCACAAAGACUCGGCGAAACUUGCGGGAGGAGAGGUUGUAGAGGAAGGGGUUGAUCACAGAGCUGAGGUAGAAAAAGGUGUCGGCGAUAGGGUGGAGGGUGACGUAGGCCCUGAAGUAGGACAAAGUCCACUCGGAUUUGGGCUUGGCCGCCGACAUCAGCCGACGGAUCUGAUUGGGUAUCCAGCAUCCUGCAAGAGCUACCACAAUUAAACCUGCGAGAAUGAGGAAGAGGGAGGGAAAAGGGAAGAGGGAGAGAGAAGGAGAAAGUAUUAAUUGUUGAAUUAUUUUAAUAAAAAGUUUUUUCAGUUUUG